UUUUCCCGGAAGUGACUUAAUAGCAUAUAGCUCUUAGCAUAUUUAUGCGACUUUCUUUACGUUUGCUUUUAAAUAAAAAGUUAUUGUACUUGUUUUCAUGGAGGCUACAUUAGAGCAACACCUUGACGAUACAAUGAAAAAUCCUUCGAUUGUUGGAGUUUUGUGUACAGACGCCCAAGGGCAUAAUCUUGGAUGCCGUGGCUCCCUUUCUGACGAGCAUGGUGGAGUUGUGUCUGUUCUGGCUAAACAGGCUGCCUCUCUAACUAAAGAUCCAACAGACACUCCCACUGUGUGCCUUGAAUCAGAUUCAGGGAAUGUGCUGGUGAGGACGCAUGGGACUGUCACAGUAGCGGUGCAUAAGAUGGUGUCAUAAAGUCACUGGAUGCAUCACAUCAAUCAUCAAGAUCUCAGUUGUUGCUCAUGUAAAGAAACUUGGCUGAUUUAUUGAUUUACCACUUAUCUGCUUUUGAAUUACAAAAGGACUCCUGCAUAUCUGAUAACUGUUAUGUGAUGUGCUUUGCUUAUAAUGGCAUUUUGAGUAACUGUGGCCUCAAUCCACUGAUGGUACUUGUAUGAGCAGAAUGCAUAUUCUUUUACAACUAGUUACAUUUCCUAAGUAUUCAGUGCUUCCUGGUGUAACUCCUAUUUCUGAUGUCAUAAAAUGUUGCUGUUAAUAAAUGAUUAAAUAAAUA
Molecule: messenger RNA, 692 nt
Organism: Neoarius graeffei (lesser salmon catfish)
Lineage: Eukaryota; Metazoa; Chordata; Actinopteri; Siluriformes; Ariidae
Gene: lamtor5
Product: late endosomal/lysosomal adaptor, MAPK and MTOR activator 5
Exons: 4
Coding region: 98-373 (91 amino acids)
Biological process (GO): positive regulation of TORC1 signaling; cellular response to amino acid stimulus
Cellular component (GO): cytoplasm; Ragulator complex; lysosome
Molecular function (GO): guanyl-nucleotide exchange factor activity
Source: RefSeq, a predicted model, not a curated record